Messenger RNA from Exophiala aquamarina CBS 119918, 687 nucleotides. RefSeq lists its product as uncharacterized. The record is from RefSeq and is a predicted model, not a curated record. Bases 1 to 687 code for a protein of 228 amino acids. The transcript is spliced from 2 exons. Lineage: Eukaryota; Fungi; Ascomycota; Eurotiomycetes; Chaetothyriales; Herpotrichiellaceae.
AUGUCUGGCCGAUCUUUGGAGAAACUGAAGAAAGCAAUGGCAGAAAUAGAAGCUGCCGGCGGCCUCAAAGGCCAGUUAUCGACGCUGGAAAUGAAUGUCACCGACGAAAAUUCCAUUCAGAAGGCCCUGGAGAAGAUUGAGACAGAUUUCGGCCAACUGGACGUUUUGAUCAACAAUGCUGCCGUUGGAAACAACAACCCCAGCCCGAGAAUACGAUUCGAGGCGAGCUUUCAGACCAAUCUCCUUGGGCCAGUCUUGGUGUCUGAGGCAUUCAGGCCAUUGCUGCUCAAAUCCAGAAUUCCGUACUCAAUAUAUGUGACCAGCGCUGCUGGUUCGAUUGCAAGCGAAGAGAAGCCAAAAACCUAUCCGGAGCCACCCAAUUCAGAGGCUUAUAAAGCCAUGAAGGCGGCCCUGAACAUGGUUGCGGUGUGCGAGUACCAAAAGUACAAGGGCAUGGGAUUGAAAGUAUUUGCAUUCUGUCCUGGAUUCGUGGUGUCGAACCUGCGUGGCCAUAGUGACGAAAUGAGGAACCCUGGUGGACUUGCAGGAGAUCCAAAAAUCUCCGGCCAGUCAAUCUUGAGUAUCCUCGAAGGGGAAAGAGAUGCAAGUGUCGGAAAAUUCAUCCAUAAGGACGGUCUCUACGACUGGUAUGCUGCAUGUCCUCUGCUAUGUGGGGUCAGAUUGUAG